AUGUGGCUGGCUGUUCGCUCAGCCGCCAUCGCCCAGGCCUCCGGCCUCCUCCGCCGACCGGCGUGCCGACAUUACUCGGCCGUGGUAGCACCCAGGAAGUCGGACCCGCUCCGAAUCCUGUUCUGCGGCUCCGAUGAGUUUAGCUGCGCUGCAUUGAAUGCGCUGGCUGCGGAGAAGAAGCGCAAUCCGGGGUUGAUUGAGUCGCUGGAUGUCGUGGUCAGGCCUGGCAAGUUGACUGGGCGUGGGAUGAAGCAAAUCCGUGAGGGUGAGCGUUUUCCUUCAGCGCGACAGGUUGAGCAGCUGGCGCUAACUAUUCUCGAAGUGCCAUUGAAAUCCCUUGCCGAGCAACUCAGACUGCCAAUUCAUGUUAGAGACACAUUCACUGGGUGGAAGCCUCACAACGACAUCAACCUCAUCAUCGCCGUCUCUUUCGGUCUCUUCGUUCCCCCAAGGCUACUUAACUCCGCCAAGUACGGAGGACUCAAUAUGCAUCCAUCAGCACUCCCAGAUUUCCGAGGCCCGGCACCCCUCCACCACACUCUCCUCCAACGACGUACACAUACCGGCGUCACCCUUCAGACUCUUCAUCACAAGACUUUCGAUCACGGUACCGUUCUAUCCCAGACCCGGCCCCCAGGCAUUCCCAUCCCGAAGGACUGCACUUUGCAAGGCCUGCACGACAUCCUCACCCCGAUAGCCGCCAGCAUGCUCGUAGACGGCCUUCAAAGAGGCUUGCAUGUACCUCCCCUAAAGGACGUAGGCUGGAAGCCGACCGAAGAAGAGCAGGAGAUGCUUUGCCAUGCGCCGAAACUUGCCAAGCGUGAUAGUCAGAUCAACUGGUCUACGUGGAGCGCGGACGAUAUUGUACUUCGCCAGCGGGUCUUGGGCUCGCUGUGGUCCAUGGCGUUGGCGGAUCGCGAGCGCAAGAAGCCAAUGAGGCUGAUUCUCGAAAACGUGGAGAGUGUGAAACGACCCGCGGACGCCGAGAGAUGGAUCCAAACAUACUUUGAGCGCCAAAAGUCCUGGUUUCAGCAUAAACGGUUUGAGCUUGAUGAGAAGGAAGCUAUCGAAGAGAAUCAAAAGUUGGGUAUCAAGGUGAUCGACUGGCUUUGGCACCCUAAGCAUACUUCUGCAGAGGACAUUAUAAACGCUCAAGACACCAGGCUGGCUUACUUUGAAGAGAAGGACGGCAGCAUCUUGAUCCCGGUCCCAAAAGGAGGGUGCCUGAGGGUACCGACGAUAAAGGUCGAAGGCUCAAGCAGCAAACCAGCAGCCAAGGCAAUUUCCAGCAACUUUGGUUUCGUUGAGAAGGAUUGA
Molecule: messenger RNA, 1317 nt
Organism: Colletotrichum gloeosporioides
Lineage: Eukaryota; Fungi; Ascomycota; Sordariomycetes; Glomerellales; Glomerellaceae
Product: Methionyl-tRNA formyltransferase
Exons: 3
Coding region: 1-1317 (438 amino acids)
Biological process (GO): conversion of methionyl-tRNA to N-formyl-methionyl-tRNA; biosynthetic process
Cellular component (GO): mitochondrion
Molecular function (GO): methionyl-tRNA formyltransferase activity
Source: RefSeq, a predicted model, not a curated record